Messenger RNA from Ctenocephalides felis (cat flea), 815 nucleotides. RefSeq lists its product as uncharacterized. Gene Ontology annotation, molecular function: metalloaminopeptidase activity; peptide binding; zinc ion binding. The transcript has 2 exons. NCBI's taxonomy places the organism in Eukaryota, Metazoa, Arthropoda, Insecta, Siphonaptera, Pulicidae. Gene Ontology annotation, biological process: proteolysis; peptide catabolic process. The record is from RefSeq and is a predicted model, not a curated record. The annotation marks the transcript as partial. Gene Ontology annotation, cellular component: cytoplasm.
AUGGAAGACCACCGAGUAUCAUCAUCGACAUCCUCAGAUCGCACCAGGACCAGAAGAAAACCAAAAAGUGUCCUGGUGCUGACUCUGGUAGGAUCCUGCAUAUUUCUCCUGAUCCUUUGUGGAUGCCUCAUAGCAUCCUUAGUCCUUGUAGGAGAUGUCUUAGCAGAAAAACUUGAGAGGAUAGCCAUCAUGAGAGCCAUUAAUAGGCAGACUUUGAAUAAUUUUACUAAGGAUAAUGUUAACCAGACGAAGAUAUCUAGGAAAUAUAACCAGACUUUUAUUAAUCUGGUUCCAAAAGUUGAUGAUGGGGUAAUAGAUGAUUUUGUUGUCCAGGAUGAGCUGACUUUUAGAUUGCCUACUGGUGUGGUGCCUGUGCAUUAUGAUUUAUUGCUGAGGCCGCAUUUGAUGAAUAGACCUGAUGGUGGUGAUGAGGAUUUUGAGGGUUUCUUGGUUUUGACGAUAAAUGUGACAGAUCCAACAAAACGUUUAAUCUUACACUCCAAAAAUCUCAACAUAACAUCCCACAAAAUCGAUAAAAGACAAUCGAACUUUUCCAAAAGACAAUCGAACGUCGAUCUUACCCCCACAAGUGCCCAAAGUGAUUCCUUCAACACUAGUGAUGUGAAAGUGCCAGAAAUUGUGAAAGUGUUCGAAAAUCGGUCGCUGGAUUAUUGGAUUGUGGAAUUCGGUGAUUUUUUGGAUUUAGGAGUUUACGAUUUGACUUUGAAUUAUACUGGAAAAUUUGGAGGCGAUGGAAAGAAGAUUGUUGGAUUUUAUAAGAGCAACUAUUGGGAUGAGGAAAGGAACCAGACGAG